CGAAGACAAUGGAGAUAAAAGCCGGGAGCACCUCACGACAUUUCUCCAGUAUUCAGACCUCAGUGCCAAUCGAUGAAGACGACUGCAAGCAUGAAGAGCUUAAUAACGAUUGGAAUGGCCUCGCUGGGCCUCGCCAGCAGUGUACCCCUCGCUGAGCUGCCCAUGCCCUUCCGGCGCGGGUGUCAGGUCUCCGACGACGGCCCCAUCUCUGAUACUGCAGUCCAAUCUACUGGUUUGACGGCCGAUCGCCAAGACUACCCCGGCAACAUCACAGUCGACGUGAACUUCCACAUCGCCAGCACCGAAGCCCAAGCGGAUCUCAUCACUGACGAGAUUGUCGACGCACAGUGGAAAGUCCUGCACGACUCCUUUGCGAAGCACAACAUCAACCUGCGGCUCAACUCAACCGAACGCGUCGUCAACAACCUCACCGGAUCGGGGUUCUUCGUCAACGAGGGGAACGGCUGGGAGAAUCACCAGGAUGAGUACAACGCUUACCUGAAGGCCACCCGCAAAGGCGGAUACGAUGUCAUGAAUCUCUAUUUCUACAGCAGCUACGCGCCCGGCGCGACGGGCCGUUGCCAGUUCCCCACGGUCAUCGCAGACCCUGGCAGCUUGGAGUUCUACACCGACUCCUGCCAGAUCAGCGCCAUGACCAUGCCAGGCCUCACCGUCGAGCAGGGCGGCUUCGAGAUAUGGAACCAGGGCCAUAUCGCUGUCCACGAGGCCGGUCACUGGUUCGGCCUCAACCAUACCUUCGCCGGUGGCUGCUCUGAUAAUCCAGGAGACUUUGUUGCGGAUACACCUGCCCAGGCGGCAGAAGCGUAUGACUGCCCUGAAGGCUUGGAUACCUGCCCGAACCUUCCUGGCUUGGAUCCCGUUCACAACUUCAUGGGUUACGCGGCGGACGAUUGCACAAAUGAGUUCACAGCUGGCCAGGCAGACCGUAUGUUCUCAACCUUUUUCGGAUGGAGAAGGAAAUAGAAUGCCGGGCAAGGGAUCGAGACAUGUCGAAUGUCUUAGCAGAUGUGGUAUAACGUAAUGAUAUAAUGAUCUUUUGAUCAAUCUCAAGUCGAUAUAAACCACAGUAAACCACAUGACCUCGUUUGAGCCUUCGUUCUACGCUAUUAAAACGAUGUAUCAGGAAAAGCCGCAGGUCGAACUUGACAUCAUGUCUAAAAGGUUUCAGCAAGUCAUGUUUCGAAGCUUCAGGCUGGCAAAAACAACGCCUUGUAAUUUGUCAAAAAUAUUACAGGGUAACUAAAAUCCGAACAUUCACCUUCACGAUUCAUUAUAACAUGUUUUGACAUAGCCUUCCUGCUAGCUGUUUGUAACAGGACGCUGACAGUGACGCUCCUGCCAAUAGACCUUCCAGCCUAAACCCACUAGGCCAAAAGAUCCGCCAAUGCU
Colletotrichum navitas is the source of this 1410-nucleotide messenger RNA. RefSeq names its product metalloprotease. Gene Ontology annotation, molecular function: metallopeptidase activity. The transcript has 2 exons. The record is from RefSeq and is a predicted model, not a curated record. NCBI's taxonomy places the organism in Eukaryota, Fungi, Ascomycota, Sordariomycetes, Glomerellales, Glomerellaceae. The coding region runs from base 73 to 984 and encodes 303 amino acids.